Messenger RNA from Miscanthus lutarioriparius, 1434 nucleotides. Lineage: Eukaryota; Viridiplantae; Streptophyta; Magnoliopsida; Poales; Poaceae. The record is from the annotation of a GenBank genome assembly.
AUGGACCACAAGCCAGGCGCGGCCGUCCAUGAGCCGUUGCUCCCGUCGCCACCGCAGCCGCAGGGCAAGGCGGCGUCGGCGGAGGCGAAGCGGCUGAUGCGUCUGGCGGGGCCGAUCGUCGCCAGCUGCGUGCUGCAGAACGUCGUCAACAUGGCGUCCGUCAUGUUCGUUGGCCACCUCGGCGAGCUCCCCCUCGCCGGCGCUUCCCUAGCCACCUCCCUCGCCAAUGUCACGGGCUACAGCCUUCUCACCGGCAUGGCGACCGCGCUGGACACGCUGUGCGGCCAGGCGUUUGGCGCGCGGCAGCUCCACCUCCUCGGCGUCUACAAGCAGCGCGCGAUGGUAGUGCUCGGGCUCGCCUGCGUCCCCAUCGCGCUCGUCUGGGCGUACGCCGGCCGGAUCCUGCUCUUCCUCGGCCAGGACCCGCAGAUCGCCGCGGAGGCCGGCGCGUACGCGCGAUGGCUCAUCCCGUCGCUCGCCGCCUACGUGCCGCUGCAGUGCCACGUCCGCUUCCUGCAGACGCAGAGCGUCGUCCUGCCCGUCACGGCGAGCUCCGGCGCCACGGCGCUCUGCCACCUGAUCGUCUGCUGGGCGCUGGUGUACAAGGCCGGCAUGGGCAGCAAGGGCGCCGCGCUCAGCAACGCCGUCUCCUACGCCAUCAACCUCAUCAUACUGGCACUGUAUGUCAGGCUGUCGGCCGCGUGCAAGGAGACAUGGCAUGGCUUCUCAUGGGAGGCGUUUAAGGACCUGUGGAGGUUCACCGAGCUUGCCUGGCCGUCUGCCAUGAUGAUCUGCUUGGAGUGGUGGUCGUUUGAAGUUCUUGUGCUGCUAUCCGGUCUUCUGCCAAAUCCUCAGCUGGAAACUUCAGUCCUGUCAAUUUGCCUAAACACUGGCGCUCUGCUCUACAUGAUACCAUUGGGGCUUACUUAUUCCAUAAGUACACGUGUUUCCAACGAGCUUGGUGCCGGGCAUCCUCAGGCCGCGAAAAUGGCAACAAAGGUAGUCGUGUACAUGGCUUUAUCUGAAGGACUCGUUAUAUCCUUGACCAUGACCCUGCUACGCAAUAUUUGGGGAUAUAUGUACAGCAAUGAGAAGGAAAUUGUGACAUACAUCUCUAAAAUGUUGCCCAUCCUCGGGAUAUCUUUCUUCAUAGAUGGCCUUCAUAGCUCUCUUUCAGGGGUGCUCACAGGCUGCGGAAAGCAAAAGAUUGGCGCAGCCGUUAAUCUCGGUGCGUUCUACUUGUUAGGCAUCCCAAUGGCUGUACUGCUUGCAUUCAUCUUCCAUCUGAAUGGAAUGGGCCUCUGGCUUGGCAUCGUCUGCGGUAGCGUCACCAAGCUGGUUUUUCUUUUGUUUGUAACGUGUUCCAUAGACUGGGACAAGGAGGUAAUCAAGGCGAAGUACGGAGUGUUAAGCUCAUCUCUCCCAUUAGCAUGA